Messenger RNA from Stegostoma tigrinum, 3158 nucleotides. It is a transcript of the gene ecm2, whose product is annotated as extracellular matrix protein 2, female organ and adipocyte specific. Gene Ontology annotation, cellular component: extracellular matrix. Gene Ontology annotation, molecular function: collagen V binding; protein binding; heparin binding. NCBI's taxonomy places the organism in Eukaryota, Metazoa, Chordata, Chondrichthyes, Orectolobiformes, Stegostomatidae. The transcript is spliced from 12 exons. The record is from RefSeq and is a predicted model, not a curated record. The coding region runs from base 222 to 2822 and encodes 866 amino acids. Gene Ontology annotation, biological process: positive regulation of cell-substrate adhesion; extracellular matrix organization.
GCUGCACGUAUGCAUGGCUGCUCCAAAAAAAAUUAAAGUCACUAUACACUGAAAAAUCUAGGCGUAUGAGGCAACUGUAUUAUAAAGGCUAAAGAUAACAAAGACUGCAAGAAGAACUUGGCUUCACAAAAGAACUAAAGAGUUGUGGUACCAUCUAACCCUAGCCGUGAAGUUGAGUUCAUCUACUGAGCACAAAAGAACGUGAUACCUAAAGAAAAAUAAUGAAUGUAAACAAUUUUGUUUUGUUCUUCCUACUUCUCAACUUUUGUGUUAUAAUUGGUAAGAGGGAAUUUAAGGCAACCAACAGUGGUCAGAGGAGGCAGCUCCACUCUCAAAAACAACAAGUUGGCAUUGUGAAUCGCAAUCCAGCCAGACAAUUCAACCCUAGACGUUCAUUCUCCACUGCAAAAGUUCGAAACAUUAAUGCAGAUGAAAGCACUGCAACCUUCCUGGAUUCAUACAUAGGUGUUGAUGAAACUGAAACCAACUACAAUGUAUUACCAGGUAGACAAGGACGUUGCAAAGCAAAUGGAAUGAUCAUGUAUGACAAGGCAGUUUGGUCUCCAAAACCGUGUCUGACCUGUCUGUGUUCAAAUGGAAACGUGAUCUGUGAUGAAGUGAACUGCCCCAUCUUAAAAUGUACGAGGACCAGAAUACCCACAGGAGAAUGCUGUCCAAUUUGCAUUUCAAUUGAGCUAAAUGAUCCAAGUGAAAUUUAUCAUCCAGUGAUUCCUGGUAAUCAAGCUAUGCAAAUAAAACAAGGAGAACCAAGGACAGAAAACCAGAAAUUAGAAGAAGGGUUACCCAGAAAAGAUGAGGAACUAGAAAGAAAGCGAGAAGAGAAAAAGAAAAAUGACAAAGAAGAACAAAGGGAACUUGGAAAAUCCUAUCAUAGAGAAGAAAAGCUACAAGAAAUGGAAGAGGAAGAACUUCAAAAACUGCAGGCAGAGGAACAGGAACAUUUACAUGAAGAAGUUCAGAGGAGUAAAGAAAGGGAAGAAAAUCAACAACUUGUAAACGAAGUGAGGAAUCUCUCAAAAACUAUACAAGGGGGAGAAGAACAGGGGAAUAAUUAUGAUGGAUAUGUUGAUUAUGUUGAAUAUAAUGAUCACCAAGAGAAGGAAGAGGAGAAGCAAUUGAAGGAACAAGAGGAAGAGGAGGAGAAAGAAGAGCAGCAAGUGAAAGAACAAGAGGAGGAGGAAGAAGAGCAGCAAGUGAAGGAACAAGAGGAGGAGGAAGAAGAGCAGCAAGUGGAGGAACAAGAAGAGGAGGAAGAGGAGAAGCAGGUGAAGGAACAGGAGAAGGAGGAAGAGGAGAAGCAGAUGAAGGAACAGGAGAAGGAGGAAGAGGGGAAGCAGUUGGAGGAACAAGAGGAGGAGGAGGAGAAGAGUGAGAAAGAGAAGGUAAAAGAGGUGAUAGAGGAGCAACUGGAAGUAUACAAGGAAGAAGAGAUAAUGGAGAAGGAGGAUGUGGUGGAAGAGGAAGCAGUAGUUGAUGAAGCAGAGGAGCAAGAUGAGCAACAAGAGGAAAAGCAAGAGGAGGCAGAAAAGGUGUUUGAGGAAGAGGAAGAAAAUGGCUAUGCAGAUGUUUUUGAGUUGUCUUUAUUUCCUUCCAUAUUUGAAUCAACUCCAGUUCAUUCAGGUGAAGAACCCCCAGAAUUUUCUUUUCCAGUUGGCUGCGAGACCACAGAUAUCACAAUAAAUUGCAAUAAUGCCAAGUUAAUCCAAAUACCUCCACUCAGUGAUCUGGAGAUUACAAAUCUUUAUCUUGCAGAUAAUAGGAUUACGACUAUUCCAGCAGGGGUAUUCAAUGGGUUUCCUAAUCUCAAACUAAUUGACCUCAGUAGAAAUAAGAUUCUUUCUUCCAACAUUGACCCAGCAGCAUUCAGAGGAUUAAAAAAACUGGAACGCCUAUACAUGGAUCAAAAUUUGUUGGUCCAGAUUCCUCCUCAACUCCCUCGAAAACUUGUCGAACUAAAAGUAAAUGACAACCUACUUCAACGACUGGAUGAAGAAGCUUUCCAGGGUCUAAAUAAAAUAGUCAAUCUGGAACUGGAAGGUAAUAAACUCAGUGAAAGCAAUGUACAACCAUUGGUCUUUAGACCUCUUAAGCGACUCACUUACUUACGACUGGGAAAGAAUAAAUUUAGAACCUUACCACAAGGUCUUCCUCCCUCCAUAGAGGAGCUUUACCUUGAAGACAAUGAAAUUGAAGAAAUAUCUGAAGUUAGUUUGAAUAGGACUACCAAUUUGAAUGUGAUGGUUCUCAGGAAUAACAAGCUUGAUGAAACCAGGAUAGCACCAUUUGCUUGGAUAAAACUCAAGAACCUAGAAUAUCUCGACCUCUCACACAACAAGAUAAUUCAAGUUCCAUCAUUACUACCCAAAGGUCUGCUUUAUCUUAUACUUGUUCAUAACCAGAUUGAGCAAAUUCCAGGCUUUGUAUUUGCUCACAUGGAACCAGGAUUAGAAUUUUUAUACCUAUCUUUCAACAAAUUAACCAGCAAUGGAAUUGACCCAGUUUCUUUCUUUGGCACCUACAAUACUAUGAGAGAACUGUUUUUGGAUCACAAUAUGUUGAAAAAAAUUCCUACUGGAAUUGCUGAAAUGAAGGCACUUCACUUUCUGAGACUCAAUGAUAACUUAAUCAGGAAUGUUCCACCGGAAUCCAUCUGCACAGUGAACGAUCAAGGUGAUUCAAAUAUUCGAACACUUCAUCUUGAAAACAAUUACAUUAACACACGGCGAAUCCCACCAAAUGCCUUUUGUUGUAUAGAAAAAUACUCAAGCGUGAUACUGACACCACAAAAGAUCAAAAAAUAACUAUUCUCGGUGCGAAAAUGUUUGUAUCCAUAUAUGUUUUGAAGCAAAGAUUUUGUAUGACGUGUGACUUAAAUGUUGUUUAUUUGUGCUCCUGUCAAAACAAAAUAAUCAGUCCUUAUCUAGCAAUAAGAAAGUACACUAAACCUACAUCUAGUUCAUGGUUUUUAUGUUAAUAAAUGUCUAUAAAUCUAUCAUUAGCAAAAGACAGGUGGACAUUUAAUAAUGAAUCACAUUUGUUAGUCAUUAAAUGUCAUAAUUUACUGGAUGUUAUUUGAGAGUUAAAAGAUGUUGUUGACCAUGCCAUGUAUGAUGAAAUAAAACUACUCAUUCAACGAA